Messenger RNA from Styela clava, 1997 nucleotides. RefSeq lists its product as uncharacterized. The record is from RefSeq and is a predicted model, not a curated record. NCBI's taxonomy places the organism in Eukaryota, Metazoa, Chordata, Ascidiacea, Stolidobranchia, Styelidae. Gene Ontology annotation, biological process: cellular response to hydrogen peroxide.
AAUCAAAUCUAUCCUGAUACUGCAGACUUAAUAUGUAGUUAUAAUAUUUGUCAAAUCUUGUGUCAACUGGUCUCCAGUAACAUCUCUGUUGAAAGCAUAAGCCUAUUUAUAGCUCUAAGGUGCCAAUGACCAAUGCUUAGAUUGCUAUAUAUAUUAUUAUAUACAUUGUUAGUCACAAGUUUGCUAAACUCUGUUCCCGUUUAGAAUAAUUUGGCGGGGACCAGGUAAUCCAAACAGAAUGUGCAAUUAUACGAAGGACCAAUGCCAAGGGAGCUGAUUAAAAUUGAAGUUAGGCCUUACAAUGUUAAUCAUUAUCACCUAAUUAUAUUAAAUAUGUGCGACAAAAAUUUCCAACAAUUUUUGGAAGUUUUGAAUGAAGUUGAAGCAAAAGGGUGUGGCGAGCGUCGAUUGCAACCAAUUCCAGAAAUAUGCGUCUUACAAAGUCGAGAUGAACGAGGGCGUGAUCGUUGUCCUGUGCUUCCUGAGAUAAAAACCAUCAAAUCAAAACACAAACCAGUGUUUUGUCCGUUACGAAAGCCAGGUUUCGUGUACAGGAGUAAAAAUUUUUCGAGGAAAACUUUUUUGGAUAAUAAUUUAUGGGAAUUAAUGUGUGGAAGGAAAGUAUUGCGAUCUCCUACAUUCAAGUACAGAGAAAAACGAAAGUCAAUGCUUAGUCCGUACACAUUACGAGCUCUUGAUAGACUCUGUGAACUCACAAUUGACGCCAAAACUUUGCCAACUUGUGGCAAUUCGAAGCCGAAAAACUUGGCGCCGAUUACAACAACCUCACAUAAAAACGCUGAAUCGUCAUUUGGGAACAAAUUCUUGCCGUUGUCAAAAAGUAAUACUUUACCUAUGGAAUCAACAAAAUCUCAUUUUCCUACACGGCGAAAACAAGUUAUUCAAUCAUCAAAGUUUUCCACUGAAGGAAUAAAUUCUAGAGAGCAAAAUACUAUCAAAUUGGUCCCACAAGAUGCAGGAUUCAAAAAUUGGGCUGAUUCCGCUUCAGGCAUUUCAUUUAAGGACUUAGCUUCUACGAAAGAUGAUGAAGUCUGUGACAACGUACCUCGUUUUGAAAUUGGUUCGCCAUCUUUCACGCAACGGACAAAAAACGAGCAAUACCAAUCUUCAAAAUUGACCCCUAUCAAUACCACUAACUUGGAGCAUUCUACGAGCAAUAUUCCACCAAAUUCUUCGAAGCCUAUUCCAAAUAUUGAAAGAUCUUGCUCAUUCCAGGCUCGAAUGUGUGAACAGGACAUGUCAAUGUCUGUGGACGAGCUCUCCUCAUACAUGGAAGAUUUUUUGUUUCUUCCACAGAAAAUGUCGAGUAUGGCUGAAAUGAUGUAUACUUGAGUUGUUGAAUGCAUGUUUUAUGUUGUUGUCGGUUAUUUUACUUUUGGUAAGAAUUUUUGCUAGUCCCGUAGUGUGUGUACCACUGCAUGAGUCAUUAGUAUUCGCAAGCUGUUAUCACCCUUUUCUUACAUUCCCUUUUCCGUAAUUUCACCAUUUCCCUGGGUAUCGGUUCUUUACAUAGUAUAACAUAUUGGUACAUACACUUCUGGAGCGCCGAAUUUUUCGUAUGUCUCCAUGUCUUACGUAUCUUAUGUCCAUUAUAAACUGACGUUGAUAUUGCAAAUAUUUGAAAGGGUUCCCUGUCCCAAUAGCAGCUUGUCUACUUUUUCAAAGUGUAGGAUUAAACUUCACUAAAAUUGCAUUGGAAAAACUCGACUAUCUUGAAUUCGACCAUAAUUUGUCUGUCUACUAUAUCACUUGUUUUGCGUGUUACGUCACAAUAAAAUAAUAUAAAAUCAUCCCAUACACAUUACAGAAUAAGGACCUCCCGAAGUAUGCGCACCAAAAUGACGCACAACCUGAACCCAGGUUACACCCAAACGUACUUCAGGAGCACGCAAAAUAAUCCUAUAGCGUGUGUAUUGUGGAGGUGUCGGUGGUACACGGCCAAAGUAAAAACACUAAAUUGGUACGCUACGCAGUCA